Molecule: messenger RNA, 1422 nt
Organism: Psammomys obesus (fat sand rat)
Lineage: Eukaryota; Metazoa; Chordata; Mammalia; Rodentia; Muridae
Product: calcium-binding mitochondrial carrier protein SCaMC-1-like
Exons: 10
Coding region: 1-1422 (473 amino acids)
Biological process (GO): transmembrane transport
Molecular function (GO): ATP transmembrane transporter activity; calcium ion binding
Source: RefSeq, a predicted model, not a curated record
AUGCUGCGCUGGCUGCAGGACUUCUUGUCGCCCCCCGAGGUCUGGCAGAGUGAUUAUGACUACGUGGCCUAUCAGAUCCUCUUCGACGACUUGGACCACAAUAAGGAUGGCGUGCUGGACGUCCUGGAGCUCGCUGAAGGCCUGAAAAACUGGAGCUCCUCCUUUGGCGUGGACCCCGAGAAGAAAAUUAUUCAGGCUGCAGACUCCAAUGCUGAUUCAGGACUGAAUUUUGAAGAAUUUGUGCGGUACCUUCAAGACCACGAGAAGAAAAUGAGACUGGCGUUCAAGAGUCUGGACAAGAAUGAAGACGGAGUAAUAGAUGCUUCAGAAGUAGUUGCUGCCCUGCGAACACUGGGACUCCACAUUUCUCGCUCUCAGGCAAGGGACAUCCUGAAAAGCAUGGAUAGCGAUGGGUCAAUGACGAUAGACUGGGAUGAAUGGAGAGACUACUUUUUCCUCCACCCUGCAAAAAAUAUCAAGGAAAUUAUUUGUUUUUGGAAGCAUUCUACUAUAAUUGAUAUAGGAGAGAGUAUAACUGUUCCAGAUGAAUUUACAGAGCAAGAAAAGGAGUCCGGAGACUGGUGGAAGCACUUGGUAGCAGCAGGAGUUUCGAGUGGGGUGACGCGGACCUGCACAGCACCUUUAGAACGCCUGAAAGUCAUGAUGCAGGUUCAUGGUUCAAAAGUGACUAAAAUGAGAUUGGUUAAUGAGUUCAAGCAGUUGUUAAAAGAAGGAGGCACUUUUUCUCUUUGGCGAGGAAAUGGUGUAAAUGUUUUUAAAAUUGCGCCAGAGUCAGUACUCAAGAUCGGGUCCUAUGAACAGUAUAAGAAAUUACUUAGUUUUGAUGAUGCUAAUUUAGGAGUUCUUCAAAGAUUUAUAGCUGGUUCCAUGGCUGGCGCAACUUCCCAAACCUGUAUUUAUCCCCUGGAGGUGAUAAAGACCAGGCUGAUGGUAGGUAAAACUGGAGAGUAUUCUGGGAUUAUUGAUUGUGGCAGGAAGCUUCUGAAGACAGAAGGUGUUCGGGCCUUCUGCAAAGGCUACGUUCCCAACCUGAUAAGCAUCGUACCAUAUGCAGGCUUAGAUCUCACGGUCUUCGAGCUUCUCAAGAACUACUGGCUGGAGCACUACGCAGAAAACUCCGUGAAGCCUGAUUUAGCAGUCGUGCUGGGCUGUAGUACGUUGUCUCACACUUGCGGCCAGUUAGCCUCUUUUCCUCUGAAUCUUGUUAGAAAUCGCAUGCAGGCAGCCAAGAUGGAAAAGGAAACAAUACGUAUGAUGCAGCUCAUUCAGCAAAUAUACACUAAAGAAGGAAAGAGGGGAUUUUUCAGGGGCUUCACCCCUAGUAUCAUCAAAGUGCUUCCUGCAGUGGGCAUUGGCUGUGUGACUCACGAACAAGUGAAAUGGCUUUUUGGAUUAAUCUAG